AUGCUUGGACUUGUUGAAGAGCCGAUUCUUAUUGAUCUAUACCAAGUCUUUAAGAAAAUAUGGCAAGCCAUCGACAACCCAGCGACGCGAGCUAUGGGACGUGACAAGGACGGCAACGGCGACAGCCGAACGCGGCGCGAUCAUGAUGACGACAACAAAAGACGCGAUGGAAGGGAACGCAGAUCACGGCGGACGUCGCCGGGCGACGAAUACUGCGAUAGGCGUCGCCGCGGGUCCCGGGAACGACGCAGGUCGCGGACACCAGAUUCCGCCAAGAAGUCUACCCGUGGCCCCCCAAGCAGCCGAGAACGCGACAGGAGCCGCGACCGAGAAAGGCGACCUCGGCGUGAAGACGACUAUGGAAAGCAGCCAUGGCAUCGCCGCCGGGACCGUGAUCGCGAUAUUGACGGGCCUAAGGAGAAGAGCCGAGGGAGCCUUGUCCGGCGCGCCGGCCCUCUCCCGUCACAGCAAGCCUCGUUUGCGGUAACCCAAGGCGAGGAGCCCGAGGCGCCCAAGGAGACGGCCAACUUUGGCAACACGGGCCUGCUGGCCGCCGCCUCCAAUGCGGUGGCGCAGGCAGACGGCUCGGUCGUGACGCUCAAGUACCACGAGCCGGCCGAGGCCCGCAAGCCGCCGCCGCGCGACCAGUGGAAGCUCUACAUCUUUAAGGGUGCCGUUAUUGUAGACACGGUUGACCUGAGUGCGCGCAGCUGCUGGCUGAUCGGCCGAGACGCGGCGGUCGUCGACCUGGCAGCAGAGCACCCCAGCAUCAGCAAGCAGCACGCCGUUGUGCAGUUUCGCUACACGGAGCGGCGCAACGAGUUUGGCGACAAGAUUGGUAAGGUCAAGCCGUACCUAAUUGACCUCGAGAGCGCCAACGGGACCGUGCUCAACGGCGGGCGGAUACAGGAUAGUCGCUACCUGGAGCUCCGGGAUAAGGAUAUGGUGCAGCUGGGGCAGAGCACGCGCGAGUAUGUCGUCAUGUUGGCACCGCGCGAGUAG
Cordyceps militaris CM01 is the source of this 1002-nucleotide messenger RNA. RefSeq names its product FHA domain protein SNIP1, putative. The transcript is spliced from 2 exons. Bases 1 to 1002 code for a protein of 333 amino acids. The record is from RefSeq and is a predicted model, not a curated record. Lineage: Eukaryota; Fungi; Ascomycota; Sordariomycetes; Hypocreales; Cordycipitaceae. Gene Ontology annotation, biological process: maintenance of RNA location; mRNA splicing, via spliceosome. Gene Ontology annotation, cellular component: nucleus. Gene Ontology annotation, molecular function: mRNA binding; protein binding.